Postia placenta MAD-698-R-SB12 is the source of this 177-nucleotide messenger RNA. RefSeq lists its product as hypothetical. The record is from RefSeq and is a predicted model, not a curated record. Gene Ontology annotation, biological process: translation. Lineage: Eukaryota; Fungi; Basidiomycota; Agaricomycetes; Polyporales; Adustoporiaceae. The transcript has 3 exons. Bases 1 to 177 code for a protein of 58 amino acids. Gene Ontology annotation, cellular component: ribosome; mitochondrion. Gene Ontology annotation, molecular function: structural constituent of ribosome.
AUGGCUACCAAGUCUAAGGCUAGGACAAUCAUCGUACGGAUGAUCUCCACAGCGAAGACCGGGUUCUUCUACACUACUCAAAGGUUACGUCUGGGUCCGAGGGUCGCUGCAGUCAAAUAUGAUCCCAAGGUCAAGGCACGAGUCCUUUUUGUGGAAAGCAAGAAGUCGGCGAAGUAG